UCGUAAACGUCUGGUAAUCUCAUCGAGCCGUUUGUGUUUUGUUACUGAACGUCUCUGAAACAGAGCAAAAUGUCUAACGCUCUGUUGUUAGCAGAAGUUGGUUGGGACGCGGGUUUCGCCCUCCCUGUAGCAAAUGCAGAGAAUAAAGCAUUACAGGAGGAGCUUCAAAUGAAACAAAAGGAGCAAUUAAAUCUUGAGAACAAACUGAAUAAAUACAAAGAUGUUAUAAAUGCUUUGACUGAACAUCUCAAAAAUCUAAACCAAGAGCUUUCUCACACUCAGGCUUUGUGCAAAGCCAGAGAGAAGGAGACUGAAUCUGAGGAGCAUUUCAGAGCGCUGGCGGAGAGAGAGACAGGCCGCUUGAAGCAGGAGAUCACUGAGCUGGAGAAUCAACUGAAAACACUGAAUGAGAAGAAGAACGCACAAGAGAACAGCAUCUUUAAAGCCACUCAGAAGCUUGAGGAACUGAAGAGUCAGCUGAACUGGGACCAGCAGACCCUGGAGGCCUGGCUGCAGGAAUCAGCACACAAGGAUGAAGACACCAUGGCCAUCAUCAAGUACGCCAAGCAAGAUGAGAGCAGGAUUCGAGAGCUGACACUGACUAUUGAGAAGUUGACUCUUGAAGCCAACCAGAAGAGAAAGACCUUGAACAGUGAAAUCACUGAGUCGGUUACAGCACAGAUCGCUUUGGACAAGACAGCCGAGAGCUUUCGCCAGGCUCACGCUGAGAGGCAAGAGAUGAUCGACCAGUGGGAGAACACCAUUGAACAAAUGAGGAAAAGAGACCAGGAGAUACAGCAGUGUGCCAUGUUGCAAGCGGAGGUGAACCAAACGAUAAGAGAGAAGAAUGAUUUGGUCAAGGAGAGGAAGGACUUCAUGGAGCGUGAGAUAGAGAACAAUAAAGAGCUGGAGAGGAAUAUAGGCACGGCUGAACGUCAGGCGCUUCGACUCAGACAGCAUCUCCAGGAAGAGGAGAGGAACGAUAGACGUCUGCAGGAUGAGGUGGAGGUUCUGAAGGGAACUUUAGAACGAACGGCCACAGAUGUGGAGACCACCAGAUCUCAGCUAACCAGCAUGAAAAAGAACAUUCAGAACAAAACAGCAAAGGUUGAAGAGGUAAAGCUGCAUAUUGCUGCUCUGAAGGAGAAGCUGCUGGUGGUGAUGGAGGCAGUGCUGGAUGGUGAAGAGCAAGCAGCACAGAUGGAGCAACUGCACAAAGAACAGGAACAGAAUAUUAAAGAGAUCGAUGCUCAGCUGCUCCGGCAGAGGGAGCUCAUGUUCAGGAAGAGUCAGGAGUUGCAAGGGCUGCGUGAAAAAGAGAAGAACAUCACAGCUGAGAUCUGCGCCACCCGGGCCGCUCUCUCCAGCCUGGAGAGCAGACUCAGCAAACUGGACCAGAGCUUUCUCAAACAGCAGAUGAUCAUCUCCAACCAGGACUUUCAGAUCCAGAUGCUGGAGAGGAAGACUUUACACUUGCAGGGGAAGGUGAACACAAAGGAGAAGGAAGCUCUGGAGAAGAGGGCUUCUGAUCUGGCUGAAGCUCUAGAGGGGAAGAAGAGGACGGCCGCCACACUCAACACACAGCUGAAGAAACUCCAGGAUGAUAUCCGCUGCAUUAGGAAAGACGCAGAGAAGAGCGAAGCAGAGAAGAGAGAUCUGACCUCCAAGAUCCAGGAGCUGGAACUCUUCAUCGACAUCUCUGAGAAAGACCAGAAAAAACUCAGGCUCAAUAAACAGGACAGUAUGGUGGAGAAAGGUCUCCUGAAGAUGGAGGUUCAGCGGCUGAGAGACCUGCUGUAUGACAGAGCAGAUGGAGUGCUGACUCUGGAGAAGAGACGUCUACAGCUGCAAACGGCCAUGAAAGAGAGAGAGGAGGAGAUCCGUGUGUACCGAGAGAUGCUGGUUAAACAGGUCAAGCUCACCGAACAGGAGAGACAAGGGCUCAGUAAUGCGGUGAACGAGAGAAUGUUCAAAAUUGACAAGAUGAGGAAGAGGUAUGAGAUCCUGACUGUUUCCAUGGCUGCACCAGAGGGAGAGGAGGAUAAAUCCCAGGCCUACUUCAUCAUAAAGGCAGCUCAAGAGAAAGAAGAACUCCAGCGACAGGGGGAUGUUUUGGACGCCCAAAUCCGCAAGGCAGAGAAAGAGAUCCACGCUUUGGAGAACACCCUGCAAGUUGUCAGCAACUGCAAUACAACCUACCGCAAAACCCUGACCAAAGUCACUGAGUCCAGUCCCACACACCAGGAGAAACUCAAGCUGGAGGAGCAGAGACGAGCAGCCGAGGACAAAUACAAAUUUAAGAAACGGCAAAUCCGAGAACUGCAGGAGGAUGUUGAAAGCAUGUCCAGGACAUUGGAGGGUCUUCUUCAAGAGGAAGCCGAUCAGAACGAGAGCAUUGAGAGGAACCAAGCACAUGUUCUCUCUCUCAACAAAGACAUCCUCUCUCAGGAGGAGAAACUCAAUAGAGCCGCCAAACAGUGUGCCAAAUAUACCAGGGAAAUUCGGUCUGCUAAGAAGACCAAAGAGAAGACGUUUGAGGAACGCGACAUAGAGCUACGAGAACUCAGAGACUUCAAUAAAAGCCUAAAUAAGAUGCUCCUAGAAGCCAUAGAGGAGAAUUCUGACCUGGCAGCUACAGUGCAGAUACGUUUUAUGCAGGCUGGUCUGACUCUGCCCUCUCCUGCUUCCACUCCAUCCAGCCGUCUGAGCUCAAAGAUCAACUCAGCGCGCAGUUCUGCUUCACAUCGAUCCUCAAAUCUAUCGGCCUGCAGUAGUGCCAGAAGCCAUUCUGUCCCGUCCACCCCAGUGAAGACCGUGGAUCUGGGAUUGGGCCUCUCCGUCACGUCCCCGCAAGGAUCUCUGCCGUCCAGCGCUGCCAGCAGCAGCAGGAGCAGCAAGUGCAAGAGCCCUUAGACAGAUCCACUGGGAGGAACACUGUGUGUCUGUCAACCAGGAAGUGAUUGUUUUU
This is a messenger RNA of Rhinichthys klamathensis goyatoka, 2968 nucleotides long. RefSeq names its product coiled-coil domain containing 39 (gene ccdc39). Lineage: Eukaryota; Metazoa; Chordata; Actinopteri; Cypriniformes; Leuciscidae. The transcript has 20 exons. The record is from RefSeq and is a predicted model, not a curated record. The coding region runs from base 70 to 2913 and encodes 947 amino acids. Gene Ontology annotation, biological process: cilium movement; inner dynein arm assembly; cilium-dependent cell motility. Gene Ontology annotation, cellular component: axoneme.